Molecule: messenger RNA, 1770 nt
Organism: Microplitis mediator
Lineage: Eukaryota; Metazoa; Arthropoda; Insecta; Hymenoptera; Braconidae
Exons: 2
Coding region: 1-1770 (589 amino acids)
Source: RefSeq, a predicted model, not a curated record
AUGAAACCAGUAGUUCAAUAUCUAAGAUCUAGAAAAUAUCUAUCACUUAUUUAUCUUGACGAUAUCCUCUGCAUGGAUAAGGACUUGGAAGGCUGUCAAGAGAAUAUUGACACCACCAAGAACCUUUUGUUAUCACUAGGUUUUCUUAUAAACUGGGAUAAGAGUAUUUUAUCUCCAGCACCGCGAUGCAAAUAUUUGGGUUUUAUAAUUGAUAGUAAUAGCCUUACUCUAGAAUUGACACACAAGAAGCAAAGGUCAAUAGUCGGUCGAAUAACAAAGUUAGAGAAAAGACAACUUUUUUCAAUUAGAGAUUUUGCACAGCUGAUAGGAUCGUUGGUGGCGGCCUGUCCAGCUGUCGAAUAUAGUCCGUUGCACUGUAAAUCGCCUGAACGGGCAAAAACUGAAGCGUUAAAUAUUAAUUAUAACAAUUUUGACCGGGUGAUGUCCCUACCGGAGUUUGCAAAAGAUGAUUUGACGUGGUGGCAAGAAAAUUUACCAACCUCUUGUCGUAAAAUUAGGUCAGGUAAAUUUGCCUUGGAAAUAUUUUCAGAUGCCUCAUUAACGGGCUGGGGUAUUUUCUGUGCGGGACAGAAAGCCCACGGAUUGUGGAAAAUCGAUGAGCAAAAAUUGCACAUAAAUUCUCUAGAAUUAAUGGCUGCUUUUAUUGGCCUAAAAUGCUUCGCAAUAGAUCUCAGAGAAUGCGAAAUACUCCUGCGUGUUGAUAAUUCAACAGCUAAGGCUUAUAUAAAUAAGAUGGGUGGCACUCAGUUUCCACAUUUACACAGAUUGGCUUGUGACAUUUGGAACUGGUGUGAGGCUAGAAGUAUAUGGGUCCACGCAGCGUAUAUUCCAUCCAAAGAGAAUGACAUUGCUGAUGAACAAUCUAGACUAAAAAAUAUUGAUACGGAGUGGGAAUUAGCGGGUUAUGCUUUUAGAAAAAUUGUCAGGCAAUUUGGUAAUCUCGCUAUCGACUUAUUUGCUUCGAGAGCUAAUGCGAAAUGUAGGUCGUAUUGUUCAUGGGAAAGAGACCCAGAUGCCCUAACGAUAGACUCAUUCACAAUCAGCUGGACAAAUAAGAGUUUUUACGCGUUCCCGCCCUUUGCACUCCUAAAUAGAGUGAUCCAGAAAAUAAUUAAGGACAAGGCUACUGGAGGAUCGUCACCACCCACUGGCCAGGAAACUUACCCUGGUUGCCGCGAAAUUGUCCGGAACUCUUUUUUAAAGAAGAAACUGCCAGAAUCUUCAACGGAGAUCUUACUAGCAUCAUUGACAGAGUCCACAUUGAAACAAUACAACAGCGCACUGAGAGAAUGGUGGUCAUUUGCACAAGAAAGGAGAUAUGAUCCUUACGAGACUAACCCAGUUAGAGUUUUGGAGUUCCUAUCCGAAAAAUUUAGGAAAGGUGCAACCUAUGGGACCAUCAACUCAGCAAAAGCUGCAACUGCGCUGAUUUCUUCCGAAGAAUUAUCUACCAAUGUGCAUAUAUCCCGAUUCAUGAGAGGGGCUUUCAAAUUGAGACCUACUAAACCAAAAUACGAUACAACCUGGGAUGUAGGACCAGUUUUAGAAAAGAUAGGUAAAGACUAUCCUCUAAGUAAGCUAAGCUUGCAUGACCUGACAAUGAAGACUGUGAUGCUAAUGGCCCUGGGAACGGCUCAUCGGGUGCAGACUUUAUCCUUGGUCUCACUUAAGAAUAUCACUGUCUCAAAAACAGGAAUUAAAAUAAAAAUUCCGGACAAAAUAAAGACAUCUAGGCCAGGUGCCUAUUAG